Molecule: messenger RNA, 957 nt
Organism: Symbiodinium pilosum
Lineage: Eukaryota; Dinophyceae; Suessiales; Symbiodiniaceae
Source: the annotation of a GenBank genome assembly
AUGACAGUCAAUUCGCAAACUUAUCGUGGCCUCCCAACCGUGACAACUUUGGUGGAAGGUGUGCUGCCUCCUGAUUGCACCGCAUCAUGGGACGUGAUGAACCUGAGCCUUUCUGACAUCUUUGGUGAGAACAUCAGCGAAGAGGAGGCAAACGCAAGCUUGCCGCUGGCCAGGGACAGGUGCGAAGGUGCGUUAAGCUGUGAGUUCCUCUUCCAGCCGGAUGUGCUACUCGAUCCAGCCCCCGGUUGUAACAAGGAGGUGAUCGUCAACUAUACUUGCCCAAAUCACAUGUCGCAGCCUAGCAGAACCCGGCUGACUCCCAACCAAACAACACCUGCAUCCAUGAUCAUCCAGUGUCCGGUGGUCUUCCUGCCCUCGCCAGACCCUGUGGCACUACGGGGCUCCUUGCAGACCGGAACUUUCUCCCUUACGGGUGUGAGCACAAUGUGGCGCCUGCGGCAGCUAACGGCAUGCCCGGAUCAGCAUGAGCCCUCGCGGACGGCCCUGCAGCUCUUGCGCAACAUGUCCAAGCCCUCUGCAGGUGCUGUUACUGUGGGGCUUCUGCCCAAGAUUAUCCUCUCCUUCAACCGCAACGUGUUCCUUGGACGUGGGAAGGCGCUGGUGCGGGAGGUGAAAACACUUGCAGUGGGAGCAUAUGAUGAUCCAGACCGUCCACGCGAAUUUCUCAUGUCUCUUAUGACUAGCAACAACACGGCAAGCUAUCAGAUCACGACUGAGUUGCUGCCACUGACAAUCUAUGAAGUGAUUCUGGAGCCUGGUGCUGUGGAAGACAUUGACGGCUUCGCCUUUGCAGGCAUUUCCAGCGAUUCCUACACCUUCACCACUGGCCUGGGUCCGCUGCAGCCUGCUGGCUGGCGUAUCGUGGCAGAAGCAGGAAAUCCUCCUGGACCACACACUUCACUGAGCCUUGGUCUUCUAAAAAGCCAUGUAAACUAA